AUGAAGCAGCUUUCCUCCUCAUGCCCUGCAAAGAUUGGCACCAUGGUUGUUGUUGUUGUUGGGGCUCUGCUGUUUCAUCUCGUAGUGACAGCAUUGGCCGCGCCGGUAGCCUUGCCUGGCUGCCCCGAGACCUGCGGCAACGUCACCGUCCCUUACCCUUUCGGCAUUGGCCACGGCUGCUUCCGCGAUGGCUUCGAGCUCGCCUGCGACGAGACGCACCCUGCUGCACCACCGAAGCUGCGUUUCGCAAGAAACGGCGUGGAAGUGAUCGACAUCUCCCUGCCGUCCGGCACGGUGAGAGUCGCCACCAGGAUGCUGGGCACGGACUCCUCGUCGUCGCUGCCGCGGCAGCUCAACGGCUCGUGGCCGGCCGGCCUGCCGGCAAAUGGCUCCCUGGCGGUGUCGACCAGGCACAACCGGUUCGUCGCCAUGGGCUGCAACCUCCUCGCCAACCUCGUCGCCAACGACGACGACGACUACAUCAGCGUCUGCGCCGCGCUGUGCGUGGUCCGAUCCGCGCUGCCGAGGGACGCCGCCGCCGCCUCAAGCUGCUCCGGCUUCGGCUGCUGCCAGACGCCGGUGGCGAGGGGCCUCCCGUCCUACGGCGUCCACCUCAACGACCUGACCCAGAGGUCGGUCACCGUGGGGUCGUACGGGGCGGCGUUCAUCGCCGACGGCGAGUGGUUCGCCGGCGAGCAACGCUCCCUGCAGCUCGGCUUCGUCGCUGACCCGCGGAAGCUGGCCGACUCGACGGCGGUCCCGACGGUGCUGGAGUGGUCGCUGGACAUGGACCGCGAUCAGGACAUGUUCUGGUACGACACCAGGGUCUCUCAAUGGACGCGAUGUGUCAGCGUGCACAGCGCCAUCGACGACGCUGUUGACGGGAACCUUUACGGCCGAGCACGUAUAGAGAUAACUUGCACGCCGUCUUUAGCGACGAUUGGAGCAGUCGUGUUUCAGCUUCUGGUGACGACGACGACACUGUCAGCAGCAGCCCCGACCCCGAUAGCCCUGCCUGGUUGCCCGGAAAGCUGCGGCGGCAUACAAGUGCCGUACCCUUUCGGCAUCGGCGACGGGUGCUCCUACCAUGGCUUCAACCUCACAUGCGACGACGAGGCGCACCACCACCAGACGCCGCCCAAGCUGUUCAUGGCCACAGACAACGGCACCGUCGUCCAAGUGCUCAACAUCUCCUUGCCGGACGGCACUGUACGCGUCCGCAGCAAGCUUUCGCAGUCAUCUAUUGCCGGCUCCUCCUCCUCCUCGUCUAAUGCCUCGUCGUCACGGUCCGACCUACCGGCCGACGGGCCGUUCACGGUGUCCUCCGCGUAUAACUGGCUGGUUGCCUUCGGCUGCAACAUCGUGGCCGACCUUACCCCGUACGGCAAUAUCGCCGACGGCAGCAGCUGCGCCGCCACAUGUAUAGAUGGAUGGCAAAAUUUCGCAGGCCCCUCGUGCUCCGGCAUCGCGCGCUGCCGUACGUCCGUUGGGAGGGGUGUCCACUCGUACACGAUCCAGGUCACGUCUCUGAUAGACCGAAAUUCCAUGGGUGCCUCGACAUCGACGACAUGGGCAGCUGCGUUCGUAGCUGAGCAGGGCUGGUUCAGCGCGAAUGAGAAUGCCAUGUUGUACAACUUCACCAAUUGGCUGCCGUUCACGGUCGAGAGUGUUCCGGUGGUGCUGGAAUGGUGGCUGGAUUUGAUCCGUGAUGGAGCCAUACUGCCGUUGUCAGUUGGGCCCAAUACUACCGACUUUAGAUGCCUAAGCUUGCAUAGUUCAAGCUAUUACAACGAUCUAAACUACGACCGAAGACGGUGCAACUGUUCCCAAGGAUACGAAGGCAAUCCUUACAUCCGUGAUGGAUGCCGAGAUAUCGAUGAGUGCCAGCAGCCAGAUGUUUAUCCGUGUCAUGGAACAUGCAUCAAUAUGCCUGGGACGUACCGAUGCUUAGCAAAGAAAAGUGUCAAAAGCCUCCCAGGUUUAAUAACCAUUAUAGCAGUUAGUGCUGGUUUUGGGCUACUGUUUUCACUUCUUGGUGUUGCCAAAAUCACAAAUAAAAUCAAACAACGCAGAGCCAAGAAGUUGAGACGGAAGUUUUUCAAGAAGAAUCAUGGACUGCUUCUUCAACAAUUAAUAUCUUCAAACAAGGAUAUAGCUGAAAGGAUGAAGAUUUUCAGUUUAGAAGAAUUAGACCAGGCAACCAACAAAUUUGAUCAAAAUCGCAUUCUUGGGGGCGGUGGCCAUGGCACAGUCUACAAAGGUAUAUUAUCUGACCAACGUGUGGUGGCCAUCAAAAAGUCAAAAAUUGUGGUUCAAAGGGAGAUUGAUGAUUUCAUAAAUGAGGUUGUCAUACUUUCACAAACUAACCAUAGGAAUGUGGUGAAGCUAUAUGGUUGUUGCCUUGAGACAGAAGUUCCUUUAUUAGUUUAUGAGUUUAUAUCGAAUGGAACUCUUUCAUUUCAUCUUCAUGGCCAAAAUGAGAAUCCUUUGAAGUGGAAAGAUAGAUUGAGAAUCGCACUAGAAACUGCAAGGGCUAUUGCAUAUCUUCACUCGGCAGCUUCUAUAUCAGUGUUACAUAGAGAUAUCAAAUCUACAAAUAUACUACUCACUGAUACUAUGACGGCUAAAGUAUCGGACUUUGGAGCUUCAAGGUCAAUUUCAAUUGACGAGACAGGAAUACUCACCAUCAUCCAGGGCACUUAUGGUUAUCUAGAUCCUGAAUAUUAUUACUCUAGUCGACUGACUGAGAAAAGCGAUAUUUAUAGUUUCGGUGUCAUCCUAGCUGAACUAUUGACAAGGGUAACACCGGUUUUCUCCUCCGAAACAUCAGAAAGGACAAGCCUGGCAUCAUACUUUGUGUCGUUCAUAAGAGACAACCGCUUGUCAGAUAUUCUGGACUCUCAAAUUGUUAAUGAGGUGGGUGCUGAAGAUGCUAAGGUGGUUGCUAAGCUUGCAGAAGCAUGUUUAAGAUUAAAAGGUGAGGAAAGGCCUACAAUGAGGCAAGUGGAGACAACACUUGAAGAUGUGCAAAGGUCAAAAGUCCAACUUAAUCAUCAGAUUGCAAGAGUGAGCAAUAGUAAUACACUAAAAAAUCAGACGUACGAGGGAAGUAAGUGCUAUGAAGGAACUAGACAAUAUAGCUUGGAAAAGGAGUUCAUUCAAUCAUCUGAAUUUCCAAGAUAAUUUUGCUUUCAUGGAGGAAAAAAAUGUUGAGUGAAUAUAUUACUACUACUUAGGGUGCCAUACUACAACUAGAUGUCAUUUGGGAAUUACGGCAUAUAACGUUUAAUUGAAAAUAAAUGAAUUCAAUAUUCCUACUUUUAAACAUCACUGUAAUGCAAUAGUCUUGUGCAUUACUAUGGUGCUUGGUGUGCUGUCUCGAAUGAGCGAACUGAUUUUGAGGCACAAUGUCAUACCGAUUCCUGGCUUUCCCACCACUCGUCGGGGGCGAGAAUGGCCUGAGUGACCGGAUCACACGCAAGUCUGGUAGCCUUGGAUUCCAACCAAGUCCACGCGCGAGUCGAAAUUUUUGCGAGAAUUUACCCAGCGCCACUUCACUUGCUUCUUGAU
This is a messenger RNA of Oryza sativa Japonica Group (Japanese rice), 3570 nucleotides long. Lineage: Eukaryota; Viridiplantae; Streptophyta; Magnoliopsida; Poales; Poaceae. The record is from RefSeq and is a predicted model, not a curated record.